Messenger RNA from Ostreococcus lucimarinus CCE9901, 3642 nucleotides. RefSeq lists its product with no specific name. Gene Ontology annotation, biological process: meiotic chromosome condensation; mitotic chromosome condensation; mitotic cell cycle. The record is from RefSeq and is a predicted model, not a curated record. Gene Ontology annotation, molecular function: histone binding. Gene Ontology annotation, cellular component: condensed chromosome, centromeric region; nucleus. Lineage: Eukaryota; Viridiplantae; Chlorophyta; Mamiellophyceae; Mamiellales; Bathycoccaceae. The transcript has a single exon. Bases 1 to 3642 code for a protein of 1213 amino acids.
AUGGUGCGCGAACGCAGAGAUUUCAUCGAGUUGACGCCGAUCGAACGCAUGCGCUUGAUCGAUGCGUUGUGUUCGAAUUUGAGCGUGUUGAGCGCGAGCGUGACGGCGGCGGUGGUGAGCGGCGCGAGCGCGGAUGAGGCGCACGCGGAGACGAUGUUUGGGUAUCGACAGGCGUUGAAGGCGUACGCAACGUUUAUAUUCCACGUGUGCGAGGUGUGCGAAAAAGAAUCGAAGGAGUGCGCCGCGAUGGCGUGCGCGCAAAAGCCCGCGCCUGGCGCCAAGGGGAAGAAGAAGCAGACGAAUAAGGCAAAGUUGGCGGAGUGGGCGUGGGACGAACAGCGUGAGCGCAUCGUGCACGUCAUGGCUGGUGCCUUGGACAUCGAUUUGUGGCAGGUAUUCCGUCCGAAGCAGCCCGAGGAGGACUUCUUGAGGUUGUUUGUGCGUCUCGGGUCGAUGUUGCUCGAAAAUCCCGCGGCGUUGAAGAGCAAAGUGACGAAGCGCGCGGCGUUUGAAAUGAUGGGCUCUUGUGCGCUCAAGUGGGGCCAGCUCGAGCAAGUAACCACAGCGUUGAUUCAUCUACUGAACAAGUGCGAGCAUUUGUCCGGCCCAAUCGCGGAACUCGCGAGCGCGGCGGCUGAUAGAUUUGAAAACGCGCACCUCGCGGCGGCACUUAUUCGCGAGGUUGGGCGCGUCGAUCCUCAUGAUUACAAGCUGCAGCAAGCCAGCGACGCUGUCGGCGUGCGUUGUGUCGGUGCUUUCCUCAGUGAAAUCGCAGAACGUAUGCCAAAGACGACGAUGACGAACAUGUCCGUGCUCAUGCCUCAUUUGGAUGGCGAAGCGUACUCUUUGCGUUCUGCGAUAGUCUCUGUAUUGGGACACCUCUUGAUUUCGCAGAAGGAUGUCGUUGCGGUGAGCGAUCAUCACGACAACAGCACUGCGCCACUUCUACGCACGAAACAAGGGUUCUUAGAUCUACUCGUCGAGCGUGUACACGAUACGAGUGCGUUUACGCGAGCACGAGUAUUGAACACGUGGGCGACCAUGGCUGAAGCCAAGGCGAUUCCGUUGUCGCACUGGCUCGUCGUCACGGACCUCGCAAUCGGGCGACUGCACGACAAGGGCGCACUCGUGCGCAAGGCGGCUAUGGGUCUACUUGCAUCGCUUUUGGGGUUCAACCCUUUCGCUCCGCAACUUCCGAGCGCGACGUUUGCUGAAUCGUUGAAGGAUUACGAAGCCAAGCUCGCGUCGAUGACUCCGCCCGAAGAAGAAACGCCCGAGGAGAGCGCCGAAGGCAAAGAAUCGAACACCGAGGACGGAUCGCAGGAACCUCCGAAACAACAAGAAGGCGAUGCGAACGCCGCAAUCCAUCUCAAUGGCGGUCUCGAAGCAGUUCGCACCAUGGUUGCGGCGCUGAAAACCGCCCUCGGGUUCACGGUGCAACUCUCUGGCACGGUGGCAAACUUGAGCAAUCUCCUCACUUCCUCUGUCGCCUCCGACGUCACCGAAGCUAUUGGCUUACUCGUUCGCAUGCGUCAAUUUAAUGUCGAUGGUUCUACCGAAGGUGUUCGACGAUUGCUCGGCCUCAUCUUCUCUCGCGAUCAAGCCAUCAAAGACGCCGUUGUCGAAGCUGUGGAUGUGUUGUAUCUUUCGAACGCCGAGAGCCCGAUGCUCGCAGCAGCGGGCUUGAGCGAACUCGCUGCCACAGCCGCACUAGGUGAACUAGCGUCGCUUGAAGAUGUCCUGAAGGCGCUCGUCUUAUCGGGUCGAUUGCCGCCGACUGGCGCGGUGAUGAAGACUUUGUGGUCAAAUGUAUCGAGUGAUGAAUGUUCGAAUAACCGCAAGGCCGCGGCGCUUAAUGUACUCACGAUGUGCGCUCGUACGAGUCCUGAAAUCGUGCGGGGACAUCUCGGAACUGUGUGCGCCGCGAUCGAGGCUGCGCUAUCGGGCGAAAAGAAAUCUCCAACACUGUGCCGAGCCGCGUGCUGCGCGCUCACGGUGGUCCGAGGAAAGGAUGGCGAGCCUUUGGAGCUCAGCCACCCGGUAUUCGCUGAGCUUGCCAAGGUGCUUCAUCCGGCCGCUCCGCUCGCGGGUCGCGCGUGGUUUCCAUCCGCCGAACAAGCGAUUUCGGCUCUCUAUUCGCUCCAUCCCGACCCUGAGCAUGCGUCUUCGGAAGUCAUCAAGGCGUUCGCCGUUGCUACGUUCAAUGGCAACUCUAUGGACAAAAUACCUACUGCUGUGUUGGCACGGUUCUUGUUCGUUCUCGGCGAGGUUUCACUGAAACACUUGGUACACAUCGAAAAGCUCGCGCGCUCCGUUCGUCAAGCCAGAGUCGUUCGUGACCGCGAGGCGGCCGAGGCAAAGGAAAAAGGUGACUCGGGUGACAACGAUCUCGCCGCCGCCAUGGGCGAAGGUGCCGUCGCAGAGGAUCUCUUGUUAGACGCCACUCGAGAAAAGGCCGAAGCUGAGCUUCUCGCCACGAAAAAGGGCGCUGCGCGUGGGCUCGUCGCCAUAUAUGCUCCAUUUGUCGUGCAGCUUUGCUCUCACCCAGCAGUGGUGCAAGGGCCCGAACUUUUGCGCGGCGCUGCGCUCGCCGCGCUUACGCGCUUCAUGGUUUUGGACGCCAAAUUCUGCGAGGAUCAUCUCAAAUUGAUCUUUACUCGUCUCAAAGUCGAGUCCGACAAGGGUACUCGCUCCGCGCUUCUUGUCGCCCUUGGUGAUCUGGCGUUCCGAUUCCCCAACGCCGUCGAGCCGUGGACUGAACACUUGUACGGUAUCAAGGAAUGGGGCAACUCGUUGCACGACACCGACGCAAGCGUUCGACAACACGCCAUCACGAUGUUGUCCCAUUUGGUUUUGAACGAUAUGAUGAAAGUCAAGGGUCAUAUCAGCGAGAUGGCUCGAUGUCUGGAGGAUGUCGACCCCCGAGUCGCCGGCGUGGCAAAGCUGUUCUUCCACGAACUCUCUCAGAAGCACGGUAAUCCGAUUUACAACUUGCUGACAGAUUUAUUGUCUAGGCUGUCCUCCGACGAAGAUAUUUCUCCGGACGCUUUCAAGCGCAUCAUGACUCGUCUCGUCGGGUUCAUUGACAAGGAGCGUCAGGCUGAAGCAAUAUGCGAAAAGAUGUGCGCGAGAUUUGCCGAGGCGUGUUUGGCUGAAACACCGAAACCUGCGCGCGAUAUCGCCUUUUGCAUCUCGCAACUCAACCUCAGCGAGCGUGCUUUCAAGAAGUUCACAGAGAGUUGGAAGCAGUACGAUGCUGCCUUGUAUGAUCACGAAGUACAUGCGUGCUUCAUCGCGAUGUGUCACAAGCAGAAGCGCGCGGCAAAGCCCGAAGCAAAACAGUUUGUGGAGGCUUUCGAGACUAGGCUUAACGACGCGCACGUCGAACGAGCGGCAGCAUACAACGUGUCGGCGCGAGCUGAGGGUAAAGAAGAGACUGUUGUUGCAGAAAUUAAGAAAGAGGAAGAAGAACCUAGCGAGGAAAAACCUCAAACAGUGGACAACGACGAGGAAAUUCCAUCGGAAAUUGUCCGAACAGACAGCAAGACUUCCGAUGAGCAAGAAAACGUUGCGCCCGAUUUACCCAAGGUUGCGACGCCACCGACAAGUCCGCCGCGACGAUCGCGCCGUGCGGCCGCAUGA